Messenger RNA from Drosophila obscura, 2614 nucleotides. It is a transcript of the gene Nulp1, whose product is annotated as transcription factor 25. The transcript has 6 exons. Gene Ontology annotation, cellular component: RQC complex. Bases 284 to 2359 code for a protein of 691 amino acids. The record is from RefSeq and is a predicted model, not a curated record. Lineage: Eukaryota; Metazoa; Arthropoda; Insecta; Diptera; Drosophilidae.
AACGGUCAAGUUAAGAACCUUAAAAACCAGGGGAACAUACUUUGCAUACAUUGAGUACUUAAAACUAGCAAACUUUGUAGGAAAUUAAUUCAUUUGGUGUGGAAAAUUAUAUGAUCGGUGUGGAGGGUUCCGUUUAGCUAGUAAUCGUAAGCCGAAUUUCAAAAUCGAGCAAGGCAGCGCUGCCGCCGUCGCUGCUGUGUAUCGCUACACACACGUAUUUUAUACGAGAAAUAGUCAAAUUGAAUAUACAUAAUUGUAAAUAUCGAGGUGCUCGUCAACAACAAUGUCCGCGCGUAUGCUGAAGAAGUUGCAGGGCGCUGACAAGCUGCCGCCGCCGCCCGAUGACGAAGAGGGCGAGGAAUUGAGUGACAAUGACGAGCUGGAGGACAACAAUACUGUCAGAGAUCGCAAAUCGCAUUUAAAUCCAUUUGAUCUGUUAAAUCAGCCCGGACUGAGUCUCUCGGAGAGCGAGUUCAAGGAGGAUGACAACGAAACGGAACAUCCGUCGGCUGCAUUGCCCAGUGCCGCUGCCAAAAAGAAGAAAAAGAAGCGCAAGAAGAAGGUCAAGUCCAGCGGCAAUCACAUCAGCAGCGAGGACAACGAGCGGCAGGAUAAGUACUUUGAGAAGGAUCCAUUGCUGGGCAAAGUGUACGAUGCAGUGCCCAGGCAAUCGAUGAAGCAGCAGGCAGCUGCUUCCGCUGGAGCUGCCGGCGGAUCGAAGAAGCUGCUUAGCGUGGAGUUGCGACACCUAAACUCGCAUAACGAGAUGCGACGCACCUUUGGCAAGCGGGUGGUCAAAGUGGAAACCAAGCGGGGCCGCCAGAAGCCCACUCUGAAGUCCACCUACAUGGUGUCGGCCAGGGAAUCGUGGCCACCGCUGACCAAGAACACCAUCACGAUGCAACUGCUGCCGACAAUCGAGUUGCCCGGCUCGUCAAAGUCCACGAAGAGCAGCAGCAACGAUGGAGUGCAGUGGUUCGCGUUCGAGCAUAGCCAGUACUACCAGGGAGUGCAGCACAUGUUCCUCUCUGCCCUGGAGCGCAUCGAUUCCGAGUUCCUGAUCACGCUAAUCAAGCGCUGUCCGUAUCACGUAGACUCGCUGGUCCAGCUGAGCGAGGUGUGCAAGAUGACCGAGGACUUUGCCCUGGCCGCCGAGCUGCUGGAGCGCGCCCUUCUCCUGCUGGAGUCCUCGCUGCACAUCAACUUCAGCCUGACGUCGGGCAACUGCCGCCUAGACUAUCGUCGUCAGGAGAACCGCUCCUUCUACAUUGUGCUCUUCAAGCAUGCCCAAUAUCUGGAAGAGCGUGCCUGCAGUCGCACAGCGUUUGAGAUCUCCAAGCUGCUGCUGAGCCUCCAGCCAGAAACAGAUCCGCUGGCCAUGAUUCUGGUCAUCGACUACUAUGCCCUAAGGAGCAAACAGUUUGGUUGGCUGGUGGAGUUCUACGAGGAGUACAAUGCCACGCGGAAUCUGUCUCAGCUCCCCAACAUGGCCUACUCCUACGCCCUGGCCCUGUACACGCUGCACGGCGCCUGUGAACGCUCCAACGAGGCUCUGCAGUACGCACUCCUCAUGUUCCCGGCUGUGCUGAGGCCAUUGCUCGACGAGAUGUCUGUGCAGACGGACAAGCGCGUGUUGGCCUCGUCAUAUUUCUUCUCGGACGUGUCGGGAAAUCAAUCGCCCGCCCUGCACCAGCUUGUGUGCUUGUAUGUCUGCCGUGCCCGAGUCGUUUGGCGUUCGACCGAGGUGCUGCCCUGGCUGGAGUCCAAUGUCAACGUCGUGCUCGAUCGCAUCGACAGCAAAGACCCCGUCGUUAAUGAAUACAAAGAAAAACGAUCUGUGCGCUAUGGCGGCACACCGCCACGACCCAUUCUAAGGCAUGUGAUACUCUCCGACUACAAGGAGAAGGUUCCGCUGGCCGUCUUUGUGGCCAAGGAGAAGCAGGCGAUUAUGACCUACGAUCCACUGCCACCACCAGACAGUGUCAAUUGCUAUCAACGAAAGUCUUCAUCCAGCAGCAGUCCCACAAACAACCCCAACAACUCUGUAUCGAUGUUUUUCCAAUCCCUUUUGCCAUCGUUCAAUCUGAAUAACAUUGCGGCAGGUCAACAACAACAACAGCCCCAGGUGGCAGGAGCAGAAGCUGAAGCAGGAGCUGCCGCAGUGGAGCCCGGCAGGCCAGCCAACGGCGAAGCCGAAGAAGUUGGCCUGCAGCAGUCGCUCACUUUGAUGAUGGAUGCCAUGCGUGACUUUUUGCAAAACUUUCGCGUAGCGGAGCAUCUGCGCUCCCCGGAAACGGCAGCGGCCCAAUCGAGCAGCAGCAACGACGAGGAGGAGGGCUCCAGCGACUAUGUGGAUUAGUCAAUUAUUUAAAGUUAUGGCUUGGAAACAAACACCGAACCUUUUUGCUAUAUUCCCUCAGCUAAAGCGACACCGUCACAAAAUUUAUAUACAUAUAUAUAUAUAUAUAUAUAUAUACAUACAUACAUAUAUUAGAGCAAUUUGAACGAAACACACACAGACACACGAACAUAUAUGAACGAACAAUGCAUUGAAUAAAAAUUUUCCAGUAAAAGCUUCCGGAUCAAAGGAGCGAGCCACCGUUUUGAGCUUAAA